This is a messenger RNA of Drosophila ananassae, 1277 nucleotides long. Its product is annotated as venom serine protease. Gene Ontology annotation, biological process: proteolysis. The transcript is spliced from 5 exons. Lineage: Eukaryota; Metazoa; Arthropoda; Insecta; Diptera; Drosophilidae. The record is from RefSeq and is a predicted model, not a curated record. The coding region runs from base 56 to 1255 and encodes 399 amino acids. Gene Ontology annotation, molecular function: serine-type endopeptidase activity.
AUUAUCGUGCUAGCCCAGUUGAGUGCUGGCUUUGCAGCCGACAGGUCUGGCCAAAAUGUUAAACCGCUAUUUAAUCUCAAUAGUACUGCUGUCUCCCGCCGUUCUGGCCUACUUCGAGGGCUGUGACAACACCUAUAAUCUCAGUCCGGGUACUGUUUACGUGGAAUCACCCUACUAUCCCAACAAUUAUCCUGCCGGCACAUCCUGUCGUUACAAGUUCAUUGCACCCCUGGACCACUACAUUCAGGUGCAAUGCACCAUUGCAUUGCCAUCGAAUAAUGGCCAGUGCAGCACGGACAACUUUUGGCUGGACAACGAAGGCGAUCUUCUGAUGCGCGGCGCUGAGAAUUUCUGUGGUUCGGGAACCUUUUCGCGAGAGUCCCUGUUCACGGAACUGGUCUUUGCGUACAUUUCCACGGGCACCAAGGGUGGCACCUUCAGGUGCACCCUGACCACCGUCAAACAGAACUGCAACUGCGGCUGGUCGGCCACCUCCAGGAUAGCCAAUGGACAGUCGGCGACUGCCAAUGAGUUCCCCAGCAUGGUGGCCCUCAAGGAUGUUACCAGCAGCCAGCCAUCCUUCUGCGGCGGAACCAUAGUGGCCCAUCGUUAUAUUCUGACUGCUGCCCAUUGUGUCUAUCAGGUGACGCAGGCCACUAAUGUGGUGGCCAUAGCUGGAACCAACAACCUCUUGAAUCCUUCCAGUUCGCGGUACUACCAGCAGUACAACAUCCAGCAGAUGAUACCCCAUGAGCAGUAUGUCAGCGAGCCGAAUGUGAACAAUGAUAUUGCCGUUCUUGUAACAGCCAGCAAUAUUUUAUGGUCCCGGGGCGUAGGACCUAUUUGCCUACCCCCAGUGGGAACAACAGCCUCGUUUUCGUACGAACAAGUUGAUGUGAUCGGUUGGGGAACGCUCUUCUUUGCGGGACCCACGUCCUCCAACCUGCAGAAGAUCAACCUGAUGGUGGUUAACAACCCGGACUGCCAAUCGGAGUACAACGGAGUGGCUAAUAUAUACUCCAGCCAGAUGUGUACCUACGACUAUUCGGGAACAAGCCGAGACUCCUGCCAGUACGAUUCCGGUGGUCCAGUCAUUCUACGGAAAUCCAAGCAAUUCCUCCUGGGAGUGAUUAGCUUUGGCAAGAGCUGUGCCGAGACAUCCUAUCCAAUGGGGGUGAACACCAGGGUAACAUCGUACAUCAGCUGGAUACGCCAGAAAAUUGGCAACUCCAAUUGUGUGGUUACCUUGCAAUAAAAUAAAUGAUCAAGCCAACUGA